AUGAGGAACCCUCCGAAAAGAAAGCCUAACUACAAAUUUAAAUUCUAUUGGACUGACCAUCCCCAGUUCAAAGACAUUAUUCAAGACAAGUGGGAAAAUUCAUACGGUAAUAUGAUUACCAGACUAGAUGAGCUUGGAAAAAGGCUUAUGAAAUGGAGCAAAGACACAUUUCGUGACACUAAGAGAGAAAUCGAUAUCGAGAAGAAAAAUUUAGUGGACUUACAAACCAAUGCUCACUUGGAUGACACAAGGGAGAAAGAGAAUGCUAUCUGCCAAAAGAUUGCCAGUCUGGAGAGGAGAAACAGAAUGUUCUGGCGGCAAAGGAAUAAAUUGAAAUGGAUUCCUUCUGCCGACAAAAAUACCCAGGUAUUUCAUGUUUCUUUGAUCCAUAGGAGAAGUAGAAAUAAAAUAUAUUUUAUUAAGAAUGCUGAUGGUGAAUGGACCUCCGAGCAUGAUAACAUUAAAAAUGUUCUCAUUUCUCACUUUAAUAACAUGUUCUCUAAAGACCCUAAUGUUAAUCCAAGCCAAGAAGCUAUAAGUCUUGUUAAAGAUUGCUUUAGAUAUUACUCAAUACCUGCUGGUUUAAACCACACUCACAUAUCCUUGAUCCCAAAAAAUAAAAAUGUUGCUAGUGCUGUCAACUAUCGACCAAUUGCUUUAUGCAAUGUCUUGUACAAAGUAGUAGCUAAAAUCAUCACUAACAAGCUUAGUCCUCUUCUAGACAAUCUUAUCGAUAAAACUCAUUCUGCAUUUAUUUCGGGUAGGCAAAUUUUGGAUAAUAUUGUGGUUGCUAAAGAAAUUUUCCAUUCAAUGCAUACAUCCAACUCAAAACAAGGUGUUUUCGCUCUUAAACUAGACAUGAGCAAAGCCUAUGAUAGGGUAGAUUGGAAUUUUCUUAAGCAUGCGCUCAAUAGUUUUGGAAUAACUGUUAGAAUUCAUAAUCUUAUUUUGAGCCGUGUUGAAACUACUUCUUCCUCUAUUCUGAUAAAUGGCCAGUUUGAGGGUUUUUUCUUUGGAGAAAGGGGAAUCAGAAAAGGGUGUCCUCUCUCACCCUAUUUGUUCAUUAUUUUCUCUCACAUACUAUCUAGUAUCAUUAACAGGAUGGAACAAUAUGGACUUUACAAUGGAUACCAACUGAAUCGAAGAGUUCCAAGUGUAAGCCAUAUUUUGUUUCCUGAUGAUGUGAUGUUGUUUGGAAACACAAAUGAGACCACUAUCAACUCUAUCGUUGAAAUCAUGCAGCAAUACUACAAUGGUUCCGGUCAACUAGUCAAUUACAGCAAAUCAUCCAUCCAUUUUAGCAUGAGUGUGUCAGACGAAAGAUGCAAUGAGAUUAUAACCGCCCUGGGGGUUACAAGAAUGGAAAAAGGUGAUAAAUAUCUGGGAGUCAAUAUACUGCAACAAGGAAACACUAUUUCAAAUUUUUCCUUUCUCAUUGAUAAAUUUGACGAAAAACUCGCAGGUUGGAAAAGAAUUUCACUUACCCAUGCAGGUCGUACAACUCUUAUUCAAGUUUUUCUUGCACUUAUCCAAGUAUACUACAUGGCAACUUCUGUUAUCCCUAAAGCUGUCGGCAAAGGUCGCAACAUCAACAUUGGGACGGAUCCAUGGAUUCCUUCCCUUCCAGAUUGUACCCUCUCGAGUGAAGUGAAUGAUAUAGCAGGAGUCACCAAAGUUCACCAAUUUUUAGACACUACCACUGGUAAGUGGAAUCUACAGCUCAUUCAACAAUUAUCUGACCCAUUCACUGCUUCCCAGAUCAGCAACAUUCAGAUCAACAGCAAAGCGAAAGACAAGCUCAUAUGGCACCUUACUACUCAUGGUGAUUUCUCACCACAAUCCUUUCAAAAGCUUAUCGCUGAUCAAACUGGUGAGUCCUCUGUGCAUAAUGACAGUUCUUUUCCUUGGAGAAAAUUUUGGAACAUUAAGAAAAAUGCUCCAAAAAUAAAAAAAUUUAUAUGGAGAGCACUACAUAAUGGAAUUGGGGUAUUUCAGAUAAUUGGAAAAUUUUGGAUGGUGUGUGUACUAACUGUAGAGGGUGUAAUGUCAGUGAGGAAAGUGUUGAUCACCUUUUACUGCAUGAAUAUGUUUUUGCAAUGGGGUCAGCCAUAUGUUGGGCAUUAUGGAAAGCCAAGAAUGAAUUGGUGUUUGAAAAUAAGCAAGUGA
This is a messenger RNA of Papaver somniferum (opium poppy), 2166 nucleotides long. RefSeq lists its product as uncharacterized. NCBI's taxonomy places the organism in Eukaryota, Viridiplantae, Streptophyta, Magnoliopsida, Ranunculales, Papaveraceae. The coding region runs from base 1 to 2166 and encodes 721 amino acids. The record is from RefSeq and is a predicted model, not a curated record. The transcript is spliced from 3 exons.